UUUACAUCCUGUGCAGCAGCGCCUGCGCCCGGCCCUGGCCUGAGCGCUCCUUAUAUCUUGCGAUAAUUGGGGGGAGAAGGGUGUGCGCUUGACGCGAGCUUUGCGAGCAACGUACUGCCUCUGAACCUUCUGUAACCGCGACUUACUGAGCUACGAUGGACGACGACGUAUGGGGCUUCACGGUGGUGAGGGGGGAGGGAUUCAAGGGCCUCCGCCCAGAGAAGAAGUGGAAGCCGAUCGUGACGCUCGACGUCGACCAGCUGAGCGGGGGACACCGCGAGACGGUACUGGGCUGCGAUGGGCAGAACCCAAACCUCAAGGAGUUGCUGCGGAUCGCUGGCGCCACCAUGAAGUCGAAGGUCGAGAUCCAGGUCUGGCACCGCUCGGAGAGCAAGAAGAAGAGCAAGAAGAGGAACCUGGUCGGCACUGCGCGACACUCCCUUGAGGACUUGUUCGUGCAGCAGGAGAGGGACAAAAGAGUCGAGGUUCGCCUCCAGUGUCAGGCCCUACGCAAAAAGAGUGCCGUGAAGACGAAGGCCAACAACGGGCCGUACCUGCUCCUACGACUACACCCACCAUCAUCUGUAUCCCUCCCUCGCCUCGACACCUCCCUAUCCACCGAUGAAGGCACCCUGUCUGACGGGCGAUCUUCAGGAUACAACUCGGACGCUGCAUCACCUUUGGUAUCCCCCGUAACAAGCUCAUCUCCAAUAGCAAGCGAGCCCGAGGGGAAGUCCUCUGACUUCGAAGCCAGUCCUGGGCCAUCAACUCUCCGCCAUCGCAAGAAGGCGAAGGGCUACUGCGUCGACUCAGACGACGAACCAGCGUCAUCUACUGCUUCAGAUGACGAUGAAUGGCCCGACUUCACCGUCGAGCCUGCUGCAACCGGAUCGGACGACAGCAACAGCACCGUCGUAAACGACAACUGCGAAGACGGUGACGAUGAGCAGCCUGGUGCAGUCGUCCUCUUGCCACCCGGCCUGCUUUCGGCCGCGGUCGAGUGGAUGGCGGCUUCCGCUGUGGCUAUACUACCUCAGUACACAGAAAAGAUCGAGGUGCCAGAACAAGCGCAACCCUCAUUACCGGAGCGUGUCUUGAUUGCCUGUACGGUAUACCGCGACCUCAGGGACCCCACUUUAUGCGACUUCGACCAGGUGCACCAGCGCUUGCGCCACGAGUGGUUUAUGAUGAUUACAAUCCUGGCUGCCAUAGCAGGCGUUGAUGCGGCAAUCUUUGCUAUCGGGCCGGACACCAUCUUCGCCGUCACCGCAAACGAGUUCAGCCGCAUGACCAUCGCAUUCAGCUUCAUCGCCAGCGGGUGCGGCAUCGCCUGCAGCGCGCUCCUCCUCGCGCGCUUCAACUGGUGUACGCCGGCUGUCUUCGCUUCCCGCGCCAAAGACAUCGGCAGCGACUCCUACGUCUGCUUCGCGCUCUCCGCGCACGUCCCGCUCCUCUGCAUGAUGGUCGCGUCCGUGUGCGUCAUGAUAUACAUGGCCUCCGUCGCGUUCAGCGAGUGGCCCGUCGGCUCCGCGGUGUUCUGCUUCUUCGUCGGCAUGAUCAUGACGCUGCAGUUCUUCGCGUAUGGGGCACGGAAGCUGGCGGCGGGCGUGAGGCAUGUGAGGAGGCGGACGAUGAGUCUGAGGCCGGGCGGGGUGUGAAGUGGGUGUGGUUUGCAUAUUUCUUGGGUCAUUUGAAAUGGAAAAGUCAAUUGUCUCGUAGGUCCAGGAUGAUGUGCUCAUAUAUUGGUCGAGACCUAUCUUGUUCGAAGCUGUCUACCAUCGGCGAGUUAGCAUGCGUUUCUGUCUC
Messenger RNA from Schizophyllum commune H4-8, 1806 nucleotides. RefSeq lists its product as uncharacterized. NCBI's taxonomy places the organism in Eukaryota, Fungi, Basidiomycota, Agaricomycetes, Agaricales, Schizophyllaceae. The transcript has 7 exons. The record is from RefSeq and is a predicted model, not a curated record. Bases 156 to 1658 code for a protein of 500 amino acids.